AUACACUUUUUUUCCUGAGUGUGUUAAGGAGAUUUACUCAUUUCGUUUUUUGUUCCUGCUACUUUUUCGCCGAAGGUAUCUGUCGGCAGGAAGCAAGGAACGAAGAAGACCAAUUCACUGAAAACACUUAUCUGAAUGUGGUGCUUUUGCUUGUUUCUAGCAUGCCUGGAAGGCUCAGCUUUCAACUGCAAGUGUAGUUUUGAAAUCUGCUGUGCUUGCUCUUAUCAGAAAUCUGUGACUGUUUAUCCUAUGAUAAAGCAUGAUAUGUUUAGAUCUUACACUAUACAGGAUUAGAAGGUCUUGAUGUAACUGGCUGAAAAAUGGUUCUGCAAGACGACAGCAUCAACUUUAACGCUGUUAAAAUGGAGACUGUCUUCACUUUGACGUGAUGUGUGAAGUCUGUUAGCAUUUUUUGUUUGGUUUUUUUUUUUACAGUUAUUGUGGAAGGUUACAAAUGGUGUGGGUUUUUAUCAUGAAUCGAAUGAGCUCCCAGAGCAGUUCAUCCACUCAACGUAGGCGAAUGGCUCUAGGAAUUGUCAUUCUUCUCCUUGUUGACGUGAUCUGGGUUGCCUCUUCAGAACUCACUUCUUAUGUUUUUACAAAAUACAACAAGCCUUUUUUCAGUACAUUUGCAAAAACAUCCAUGUUUGUUCUAUACCUCUUGGGAUUUAUUGUUUGGAAACCAUGGAGGCAACAGUGUACUCGUGGAUUUCGUGGAAGGCAUGCAGCUUUUUUUGCAGAUGCUGAAGGUUAUUUUGCUGCUUGUACAACAGAUAACACUGUAAACAGUUCUCUGAGUGAACCUUUAUAUGUUCCUGUAAAGUUUCAUGAUUUGCCAACUGAAAAAAAUGGCAGUAAUAAUAGUGAUGCAGAGAAAACUCCCAAAAAGCCUCGUGUAAGGUUCAGUAAUAUUAUGGAGAUUCGACAACUUCCAUCAAGCCAUGCGUUGGAAGCAAAGUUGUCUCGCAUGUCAUAUCCAACAGUUAAGGACCAGGAAUCAAUAUUAAAAACUGUAGGAAAACUUACUGCAACUCAAGUAGCAAAAAUCAGCUUUUUCUUUUGUUUUGUGUGGUUCUUGGCAAAUUUCUCUUACCAAGAAGCUCUGUCAGAUACCCAGGUUGCUAUAGUUAAUAUAUUGUCGUCAACCUCUGGGCUUUUCACUUUAAUCUUAGCUGCAGUCUUUCCCAGUAACAGUGGAGAUAGGUUUACCCUUUCCAAAUUAUUAGCUGUCAUUUUAAGCAUUGGUGGUGUGGUACUUGUUAACCUUUCUGGAUCUGAGAAAUCUGCUGGAAAAGAUACAAUAGGUUCCCUUUGGUCUCUUGUAGGAGCAAUGCUGUAUGCUGUGUACAUAGUAAUGAUCAAAAGGAAAGUAGAUAGAGAAGAUAAACUUGACAUACCAAUGUUCUUUGGUUUUGUAGGGCUGUUCAAUCUGUUGCUGCUGUGGCCAGGGUUUUUCCUGCUUCACUAUACUGGGUUUGAAGCGUUCGAGUUUCCCAGUAAGCUGAUAUGGAUGUGCAUUGUUAUUAAUGGCCUUAUUGGAACAGUUCUGUCAGAAUUCCUCUGGCUGUGGGGCUGCUUUCUUACCUCAUCACUGAUAGGCACACUUGCGCUAAGCCUUACAAUACCUCUGUCCAUAAUAGCUGACAUGUGCAUGCAAAAGGUGCAGUUUUCCUGGUUAUUUUUUGCAGGGGCAGUACCUGUAUUUUUUUCUUUUUUCAUCGCAACUCUCUUGUGUCACUACAACAACUGGGAUCCAGUGAUGGUGGGAAUCAGAAGAAUUUUUGCCUUUAUUUGUAGAAAACAUCGAAUUCAGAGAAUGCCAGAAGAAAACGAGCAGUGUGAAAGUCUCAUUCCUAUGCAUAGUGUUUCACAAGAUGGAGACAGUUGCUGUUCAUAGACAAAAGUUUGAAAAUGGAAUGAUGCCCAGCGAAAAGACAAUCUCCUGGAAAAGUCCCUAAGGAAUCAUGUUCCAGUGCCUAUUCCGAAUUUGUAGUAAAAAUAAGAAGUUUCAGUUCUUUUGGAACUCUAAACUUUUCCUCUUUCUUGCUUUCAUCUAGUUUUAUAAAUGAACAAAUUUACUACAUGCCUGUCACCUUAGGGAGUUAGUCUGUCAGAGCAACCAACCUGCCUUAUCACACAGAGCUCAUGAAGUUACUUGACAAAAUCAAGAAUCAAGAAAACAAAUGCUGUUAAAGUGAUUUCUUUCUUUCUUUAACUCAACGAUUUUUUUUAAUGCUGGACAAUGUUAUUUUUUAAAAAUACUUUCAAAUGAGUUAUAUAAAUAAGUUUGCAGGUCAUCAAGUCUUAGCAGGCUUUCAGAUGAAAAGCUAAAUAGAGAUGUUACCUGUAGUAAGUACAAAUUAACUGUUUUAUGUUGUAUAAACUAUUUGGAUAUUAAUAGAAGAAAAUAGAAAAAUAAUUUAUUAAGUGCAUUCUUGUAAUUAUUAAGGCAGGAUCUUUGUACGGUCCUGGAACACUACAUAUAUAUCAUAUUAUGCCAUUUUCAGAAGAACUGUAAUGGCAAUAUGUGCUGAUGUUUAAAAAUAUUUUGCUACCUAACAGUCUGGAAUGUUUAAAAUUUUAGUGAAUGGUAGAAUAUAAGAAAUUAUACUACAUUUGGAUAUACAUUCUCAAAAUCAGUGUUUGUUUUAAAGAGACUGAUUCUGUAACCCAUUCUUACUCCCAGUUACCUUACAUGGAAAACUAAAUUUGAACAUUUUCAUGCGUAUAGCUGCCAAGUUCUAAAAGAGACCAAAUUAAUUGUGGAAGUUUUUGGUCAAUGGGUUGGCACUACAGUAAUUUACUAAACAAUCUGGAAGAUAAAGGUGUCUGAUUGAUUUUCCUCACACCCCCCCCUCCCCCUCCCUAGUUGCAUUAAUAAAUUUAUUCUAAACCUGAUAAUUUUCCUUAUAAACUGUUAUUUUCCUUCCACUGCAGUGCUUAUGUCCUAUUUGAUUCUGAAAAGUUAUGAAUAGUUAUAUUCAGGAAUAUUUGAAAUGAGUCAAUGCUAUUUUCCUACUUCUGGCCAGUCAGACACAUGGAGAAGUUAAUUUUGGCUUUUGAUGGAUUUAAUUUUUUUAUAAUUGAUGGAGGAUGGAUUUUAAGCCAACACUAUUCCAUGUAACAGGAUUAUUAAUAAUGCAGGGUAUCUCUAAUGUCCUUCCACACAAAUACAGAGGGAUGAUAUGAAACAAAUGCCUUUUCAUAUCCUGAUACUCGGAAAUUAUCCUUCCCAAAUUUUGGUGGUUUGUUGAUACAACUGCCAGAUGAGAUUAAAUGCUUCAUUUAGAAGGACUGAUAAGCAGGAGCUAGAAUUUAAUGUAAAAAUACGCAAGUAGAGAGGGAAGGAAAAAUGAACCUGGGGACUCUUCUGGUAAAAUAUUGCGCCUUUAUAAAAAUUUACCUUCCAAUUUUUAAUAUUGAAUUACCUUCAGAUUUCAGUGAUCUGAGGUGUCUCUUGAAGAUGAGAUGGUACAUCUUUCUUUGGACACCUGAAAUAGGAAGUAAAAAAACACCAACAAACCAACCAAACAAACAAGAAGCAACCACAGAAAAUCCCCCCCAGUCCCCAAACAAAUAGGAUUUUAUUGCAUUCACAUAGACGUUUUGAGAAAUGUCACUUUUCAAUUUCCGAACCCUACUAGUAGAAGGGUUGAAAAUGCAAUUAAGGGAGUUUCCUUAGUUGUUUGGUUUGGGGAUUUCUCUUUUUAAUUUUUUUUUUUUUCCUUCUCAAUUAUGACAAAUUGGAGAAUGUUAGCUUCAACUUUUUUCUGAGCAGUAAUGUAAUGUUAAAGCGUACUGGCAAUAAAAAGUUAAUGUCUGUUUUUAAUUAAUGAUAUGUUUCAGUGAAAUCAUACUAAAUAUACAAUACCAGGCAUUAACUACAAAUUAGAAUCAGUCAGGACUUGUAGCAUCAACAAACUAAGCCUGGGAAAACAGUUUGCUCUUGGAUGGGCAACUACAGAAUUUUUAGUGGAGUAUUCUAGUGCCAUGUUUUUGAAACUGGUCAUACUGAUAGAAUUGGAGCAAUGUAUAAUGGCCAAUUGCUGUUCAUACUUGUCCUUAAGUUCACGACUUAAAGUGAAAGAUCAUCACAGUCUGCCAUGUAUAUGAGUUCGGUUAACUUCCGCUAUCCAUUAGUUGAGAGGUAAUAAGUAGUGUAAGUACUAAGAAAAUACUUGUCUGUCUUUGUAGGUUGAAGAAUGUUGAGUAAACUCAGAGUUAGGGCCUUUCCACUGUUAACAAAAAUACGGGUUGUUUUUUGUUUGUUUGUUUGGUUUUAAUUUUUUUUAUUUAGGGUAUUAAAUAUUUUAAUCACGGAAUCAUGGCAUGAGGUAGCUUGAGCUUUUGAAUUAAAUUACAGUUCUUUAAAGAGUAAGAAAUAAAGGAAACUGUCCUUCCAGAAAGGAUUUUUAAACAGUGGUGCCCUGUAGUUACAAGAAAUGUGUUACAAUUUUAAUUACAGAAGCUAUGACACGUAACAUUUAUUCCUGCAUUUAAUAGAAUGUGCUGAGUUUUUUUUCUACAAAAUCUUGUAACUUUUAGUCCAAGAAUAUUCUAGAAAUAUAGUUUCUAAUUUGAAAUGUAAAUUGCGUAGCUCUCUAAUGGGUGCUUGGUAAAUGCACAAGAGUUUUAGCUUUGAUUCUCAGGUACCUCUGACAUAAUGGAGACAUGCUGGGUUUUUCUUUCUCAUGACACAACUGGAAUGUGAAGGAGCUCUCUUAUAAAUGCUUUAUCUCUGUGUGCUAGCAUAAAUUAUCACUGCUCUUACUGUUUCAAUUUGGCAGUGUCUUUAUUCUGAUUUAUUUCUUGUAGGAAGCACAUACAGUUUAAAAAAAAAAGUAAUGAAUUUUUAUCUCCAGCAUUUCUUGGAAUGUCAUUAGAUGCUUAAGGAACAGUGAUUUCCCAUGCCUACAAAAUGGAAAAUGAAUACUACAUGUGUUGCUCUGUCAAACAGUUGAACUAAUUCCUGUAAUCUUACAAGACAACCAACAAUUUCAUAUGUGUGUGUGAUUGAGGUUUUAGAACUGUUUGGGUUUUAUAUAUGGAGGAAAUGAUGAUAAUUUGCCAAAUGCCACAUAGCAUGCCUUUGCUUUUAGGGUUCUGGUGAGUCUUGCAUAGUUACAUAUGCUGCGUACUGCACUCCAAAACAAAGGGGAAAAAGGAUUGCAGUUUUUCUGGGCAUUUUCUGUCAGGUUUCAGUCAUGCUGAAAAUGUGUUCACUACAAGGUGCUGCUGUAGGUGUAAUACUAAUUCAGGAAAGAACUGAAAUACAUGUUAUAUCAGUACUUGACAAUUACUUAAAAUAUGUGGCCCAUGAAUGCCACUGAAGACACUGAAGGCCUUAUGUUUCUGUUGCCCAGUGUGCAUUGCAUCAUGCUUGUUGGCUUUUUGCCUGUGGAAAUCCAUGUAAGGUGGGGGCUGAAGUAUGUCACUGAUUUGGCUGUUUUUGGAGCUGGGCUGGAGUGGGCUGCACACUGAAACUCGGAAGCAGGGAGGCUAAGUCUAAGGCACUGCCUGGUUAUCUCACUGUGGUGUUGCUAAUGAAUUUUGUGGAAAUACGAUGUUAAGCAAGGCUAUUCUUUCAAGGAUAAACCAUGGUGCUGCAUGUGAUACUUGAUAUGGUGUGAUGGUAUAUGCAUUACAUACCUCCUUGUAAUGAACUAGCAAAAAUAGGAGAGGCUGCAGACUACUUUUCUUGGUGCGUGCUGUUUGGCAUUGUCUUUCACAAUACCCAUUAUGCCUAGGUACUGCUAUUCACAAUGAUGAUUGCUUUCAAUAAGGUUGUAAAAUGACUUCUUUGUAGUUCUUGGUUCCAUCUCUCUUUGUGUUGAAUGUCGUCAUUCCUGUUCCCUAUUAAAAAAUCAUCCUAUUUUAGGGAAAUUAGCAAAACCUCCUAUCUUAGGGAAUGAGCUAAGCCGGGCUAUCAGAGGAGGGGAAAAAAACAGUUAAACAUUAGACAUGGGAUGUGUUUAUGAACACACUUUUAAAUUUCAUAUGAAAAUGAGCCUCAAUAAUGCAGGAUGUGUUUCUGUGUUUCUAAAUGAAGCCAAGAAGUGGCAUACUCGAAAAUCAAGAAACAAAACCUAAUAUUAGUAUCACAAUGUUCAGUUAUAUGGCAAACUGUAGAAUGGUACUUUUAAUCAAUUUUUUUUAUUUGGGAUAAGUUUUGAGUUAGUUAACAUUUCUGUUAUGGCUGUCAUAUGUAGAGUGUACAAUUUAAUAGUAGCAUUUAAGUGUUGGUUCAUAAACAGUUGCUAUGCAUGUUCAGUUGUUUCUAUUUAGUGGUUUUGGGGUUUUUUGUUUGUUUUGUUGUUGUUAUUUUUUUAAAUUCUUAUUAUUUUAGUCAUUUUUCUAUAAAAUCCAGGAUUGCAUUAAUGCUGUAUUUUGUUUUACAUGAUUGUUGCAGGGCAUGAUUUCUCAGGGAAAUACGGAUGAUGCCAUGUGUUGUGAGAGCUGAUAACUAACUCCUGCUUAUAACAUUGUUACAAACAUUUUCAUGUUUCACUCAAACAUUUCCAUGGUGUGACUUUCAUGCUGAAUUCCUUUACACUUGCCAGGUGUGAUGAGAAUGUUAAGAGCAUUUAAAGGUGACAAUAAAAUACACUCUGCCUAAUGCUUCAUUAUUUUUUUGGACAGCAAUCCAUUCUAAACUGAUGCUGCAAUUUGGGUGUAGUUUUUACCUUAUGGUACUGUGCACCAUAUAAAUUAAUAGUUACACUGCUGAUUUUGAAGCUGCACUUAUGGCAUGACAGUGACAGGACAUUAACUUUCAAAGUUAGGCAGUACUAAUACAUAAUCUGAUUCUGGGUAAAGUACCAGUAUAAAUCUAUGACACAAAUGUAUUUGUAAAAAUUUAAUGAUAUAAAUGAAGUCACUUUGGGGUUUUUUGUUUGUUUUUCCAGUAAAGCUGCUUUGGCUAGACUGGGAUUUGAUCCAAAGCCCACGAGAGUCAUAGACAGCAUUAAUAAAGUAAAACUUUACUGAAAAGAAACUCCGCAGUCAGGUUGACCUUUAUGCCUUUGCAGUAUUUCUGUCUGCAGAAUACAUUUGGAGUGGUUUGCUUUAAGACUUCAGUAACAUAAAUUUGAGGGAUUUUAAUGCUGGUAAAAUGGUAAGCAUGCUACUGUAAGUGGUCACAAAAAUAUUUCCCUAUAGCCAGCAUACAGCUUAAUUAUUUAGAAGGCAAAUUUCUUUGACUUUUCUUUUAAACCAGCAGUACAAGAAGUGUUAACCACUUAGUUGUAUACUUUUAGAACUUUUUUGUCACUAGAACAUCUGGUCAUAGUCAUUAGCCUUGAGGAUCAACUUCCUCUUAAUGAUUUCUAAUUUGACAUUUACAUUCAGUUGACAAAGCAUGCAAUGGGGCAUUUCCUUUCCUCUCUUGGUGUAAAGCUACUGUAUUUGUAUUUGGCUGCCCUAGUUCUCUAUAUUGUUAGAAAUCUAACAAAACAGAUCAAACACACAAAUGUGCCUCUACUUGGUUACCUGUGUUCUCACUCUCCUCUGAAGUACUGCAUUGUUACAUCCAGUUACUAGUAGGUUACCAGACUUCUUCAGGAAUGACUCCUGUGAUGUGGAACGCAUCCACAAUUUCAUCUUGUUUCAUAUCCUAUUUUUAAAAAUCAUAAGAGCCUUUUCUCUGAGGAUUUUUGUAGAAAGCAACUGAUUCUACAAGUGCAGAGUUCUUUAGCUGCAUCUCAGCUUAUAAAGUUGCAUCCAAUAAACUUUUGAGUGUUUUGUCAGGGAAGGUGCACAAAUUUUAUGUAUGUCCCAUAAAAGAAAUGUAACUGGAUACUGGAAUGGCCUCAGAAUAAAAAUUCAGGGAUGUUUCUAUACUUCCUCACAUGUUCCCGAAGUUUUUGGGAAAAAAAAAAAAAUUAAACCAGCCAAAACCAAAUUCCAUACUUAGCAGCUGAGGAAACUGGCCAUUUAGCAUAGAAAUAAUUUUAUUAUAUGCAAAUCACUGUGUUUUCAUUAGGGAUAUCCUGCAAUAUAUUACUGAUGUUGCUAGCCCAUAGAUCUUUUCUUCCUUUUCUGUGUUACAGGUGCUGCUUCUACCUAAAUCUGACCUUCUGCAUGCCAAUUAAAUGAGUUCCUCUACCUGAAUGAGUAACUUUUAAAAUAUUUUUAGAAUAUCCCUCUUUUCCCCUAGCUGAGGGAAGAGCAGGGGCUUUCCAGCCAAACAGUAUCCCUCAUCCACAGGAAAAGAAAAAAACCCCAACACUUAAAACCAAAAAUCUUAAUUGAGAAUAAAGAAUCUUACUGGGCAGCACAUGCGAUCAGCUGUAAAACCACCGGGGUAAUUUCUCGCUUUUCCCAGUUACGUACAGGAAGUACUUAGUCAAUAGUAUAUUGGACUGAUCUCUCUGAUCUUCAGCUGAUACAGAAUGUAGGUGUUUUAAGUAAUUUCAUAUUGAAGUGGAAUGCUUAAAUGCAGUCCUGUGAUUUGUGGGUGGAGGAGGAAACCACAUGGAAAAAAGUUCUAUUUGGCAAGUGUACAUACUAAGGAGUUUCUUGCCUGUAUUUUGGGGAUUUUAGGUUGAGGGAUAUUUUCGUGUGAAGUGUGUAAAAGCUCUAUAUACCAUCCAGUUACAAGUGAGUGCUCUAUUAAUUGAAGAUUGUGAGAGGCUGUUCACACAAAACUAUUGAAAGCUUAGCCAGUUGAUCAAGUUAAUGUUAUCUGAGCUUAAUUAGGGAAAUGCAAUGAGCUUGUGAUGCAGUCUCAGCACUGUACAGCUGAUGGGGUCCUUGUAAUGAUUCAAAAUUUAAGUUCUCUUUGGAGUGGGUAUUAGUAAAACAAAAUCAUACAUGAAACUUUCCUUAUUUGUUUAUGCAGGUUGAUUUAUGAAAUUUCUAGAGCUAGUGUGCAUUAAGAAAUGCACAAAACCAGUUGUUAGUAGUUUUGAUUGUGAUUUUGGCAUUACAUUUUGUACUACAUUUCAGUGAAUUCUGAAUAACACUUUUAAAGCAGAAGCUGCUUUAACUGAGGAACUUCCAACUGAAGAAAACUUUUGUUUGCAUCAAGUCUGUACCGUUUGCUGUUAAUUCAGAUAUUCUGAGGGCAUGGCUAGUUCCAGGUGUGUAUUCUCUAUGAAACAUCUUUUAAACAUAAUGUUUUAACCAUUUUCCUUAGUGAGACCAGGAUGUGAAUUGCUGAUGUCUAUUGCAUUUGCACUCAAAUACUCGAUUUCAGCGUGUGUUAAGUCUUGAUCUAUUUUUGACAAAAUAAAGAAGAGUAGCAUUUUUAUCUAAUUUCCGUUUAAUGAUAAGUAUAUUAAUUCAAGGAAGGACAUAUAAUCAUGGCUUGAUGCAGCAAUUUUAAGCCAAGAAAACAGCAGGGUGGCACUAGUAAAUCUGAAAUGAAGAUGUAUGUCUCUUCAGAAAUGCAUUCUGUUUUUUUAACCCUCUUUAUACCAAAUUGGUCCUUUCCUUUUGCCAGAAUUACAGAGGUGAAGCAAGUACCAGAACUUUUGCCCUUUGUUUUUUAAAAAUUAACAUGGACCUUUUCCCAGAAUGUCUUUGUCCUGUCACUUCAUUUUUGGGGUCGGGGGAGAGAGGGGAAUGAUGGUUAUGGUGGUCUCAGUUAAAUGAGAAAUACAGAAUGAGUAUUUUUAAUUAAUAUCAGAAUUAAGCUAUUAUUUUUAAAUUUUCUAUAUUAAUAGAGAUCUACUGAAUGGAAAUUACAGGCCUAUAUUGCAGAUAUUGAACAGUGGUUAUGUGUUUCUAACAAAACCAGCAUAUAUGUGAAAUUUGAAAUGUGUAAAGGUGAAAAUUGGAAGAUCAUUCCUGUUUUUAUUGGUUUAGAAAUUGAAAUUUGUAAUAUCCAAUACCAAAACCCUACAAAAGGGCUAAUGUAAAGAAAAUGUAAUGUAUUUUGAUGAACAGCCUGUAUAAUACAAUCAAUGGGUGUGCCAUUUUUGUUCUGUAUUAUAUGUAAGCAAACAAUAAAGAUUAUAAAUCUUUUUUCCUUAACAGAAA
This is a messenger RNA of Melopsittacus undulatus (budgerigar), 9981 nucleotides long. RefSeq names its product solute carrier family 35 member F5 (gene SLC35F5). Lineage: Eukaryota; Metazoa; Chordata; Aves; Psittaciformes; Psittaculidae. The transcript has 17 exons. Gene Ontology annotation, cellular component: membrane. The record is from RefSeq and is a predicted model, not a curated record. The coding region runs from base 455 to 1897 and encodes 480 amino acids.